AUGGUUGACGAUGAGACAGAAAAAGUUAAAGGAUUUGCAAAGGACUCCACUGUACCUUUAAGAGAAAGACUAAAGAUCUUGGCCGGGGUGGUAAAUCAUGAGUAUAUCGGUCGGAGUUCUGCUGAGAAGAAGCUUGUGCAUGCAUAUAAUGACAACCAGUUCUUUCACAGCCCUAGCAUAAUUUUUACAAGGUAA
Prunus armeniaca (apricot) is the source of this 195-nucleotide messenger RNA. NCBI's taxonomy places the organism in Eukaryota, Viridiplantae, Streptophyta, Magnoliopsida, Rosales, Rosaceae. The record is from the annotation of a GenBank genome assembly.